Molecule: messenger RNA, 564 nt
Organism: Cajanus cajan (pigeon pea)
Lineage: Eukaryota; Viridiplantae; Streptophyta; Magnoliopsida; Fabales; Fabaceae
Product: stress-response A/B barrel domain-containing protein HS1
Biological process (GO): pollen tube adhesion
Source: RefSeq, a predicted model, not a curated record
GACGGGGAGAAACGGAGAUGAGUUUGUUGUGAAAGAAGAAAUGGAGGAAGCAAAAGGAUUGGUGAAACACGUACUCGUCGCAAAGUUCAAAGACGACAUCACUCCAGAAAGAAUUGAGGAGCUUAUCAAGGACUAUGCUAACCUAGUCAAUCUCAUCCCACCCAUGAAGUCAUUCCAUUGGGGCAAGGAUUUAAGUGCUGAAAACAUGCAUCAAGGUUUCACUCAUGUCUUUGAAUCAACCUUUGAGAGUACAGAAGGCGUUGCAGAGUAUGUAGCUCAUCCUGCCCAUGUUGAAUAUGCAAAUUUGUUCCUUCCCUGUUUGGAGAAAGUCAUUGUCAUUGACUAUAAGCCUACCGUUGUUAAAUUGUAAAAGUAAUGCCUCGUGGCCUGUCAGUGUUCUCAUAAAAAUAAGUUUUGUUUCCCCUCCAAACAAUUUCUGUAUACAGUAUGGUGCUCCCUCUUGUCUUAUGUUGAGUCAUGAGUGUUAUUCUCUGUUAUGUUGAUUUUGACAAUUUUAAAAAUGUCGAUAGUAAACGAGUGUGUUUGGAUAAAUAAUUUAUUUGA